This is a messenger RNA of Cannabis sativa, 796 nucleotides long. RefSeq names its product protein yippee-like. Bases 242 to 631 code for a protein of 129 amino acids. The record is from RefSeq and is a predicted model, not a curated record. NCBI's taxonomy places the organism in Eukaryota, Viridiplantae, Streptophyta, Magnoliopsida, Rosales, Cannabaceae. Gene Ontology annotation, cellular component: ubiquitin ligase complex. The transcript has 6 exons.
GGUUGAAAAUAACAAAAUUAUUUAUUUAUUUAUUACUUGAAAUUAGAGAAAGCAAAAUGAAAUCCCCAAUGAAUAAUAAUUGAAAAACCCGUAAAUAUACGUCUUGUCAUGCUCAACUUUUACAGAAGGAAAAAAAAAAAGGAAAAAAAGUGAUAUAAUUGUGAAAUGCGAUAGCUUCUCGUUCCACAUUUCUUGCUAAAACCAUUACGAGAGCUAAGAUUUGUGAGUGUAGAGUUGAGGCAUGGGGAGAUUGUUUGUGGUGAGUCUAGAAGGGAAGGUCUACAGCUGCAAGCACUGCCGUACCCAUCUCGCUCUUUGUGAAGACGUUGUUUCAAAGUCAUUUCAUAGCAGGCAUGGAAAAGCUUAUCUCUUCAGUAAGGUAUCUAAUAUCUCUCUUGGAGAGAAAGAAGAUAGACUGAUGAUGACUGGAUUGCACACUGUCGCUGAUAUCUUCUGCGUUGGCUGUGGAUCGAUUGUUGGGUGGAAAUAUGAGACCGCUCAUGAGAAGAACCAAAAGUACAAAGAAGGAAAAUCUGUACUCGAACGGGUCAAGAUUGCAGGUCCUGAUGGGAACAAUUAUUGGAUUAAUCAUGAGUCACAGGUUGGUGGAAGUGAUGCAGAUGAUGCUUAAAUCUACAUUCAUAAUCAUAUCCCAAUUGUACAUUCUUAAACCCUCCCAAUUAUUGCUGUUUUUGUUCAAAUCAUGUGUAUCUUUAAACUGUGACUCCUAAUUCGGGGCACCUUGCCCGCUUGUUCAUCAAUAACAUAUCUGAAAACAUUUCAUUGUUGAUUCUAA